ACACGCGUGUAAACGCGGGAAACUUUUGACAAACAUCAAAAUGGUUGGAUGAUACUAGUCUAUUGAGUGAAUGACACGAAGAGUAAAGUACGGUGUCUUAUUUUUGUAGAGAAGGAAGAAAUUGUUCAAUAGUUGAAAUAUAAAACAAUGGCGGAAAAACCAGAGGAUCUAAAUCUACCAAAUGCUGUUAUAUCUCGGCUUGUGAAAGAGGCACUUGGUGAUGGAGUGAAUAUAUCAAAAGAAGCAAGAUCAGCAAUAAGCAAGGCAGCAAGUGUAUUCGUAUUAUACUGUACAUCAUGUGCAAAUAAUCAUGCAUUGGAAAACAAGAGAAAAACUUUGACAGGUAAUGAUGUCAUGGAUGCAUUGGAGGAGAUGGAGUUUCCACAGUUUGUUGAACCCUUAAAAGAAAGUUUGGAAGCGUUUAGAAGAGAUCAGAAGGAAAAGAAAGAAGCUGCAGCCAAAAAACGCAAGACAGAAUCUUCAAAUGAGGACUCAACAGGGCCUGAAUCUAAGAAACAAAAAACUGACACUACAAAAGAUGGUAGCAGUGAUAAUAAUAGUGUUGAAAACAAUAAUGAAGGGCAGAACAAUGAGUUGAAUGAUACAAAUGGAAAAUAAUAACAUACAUGUAUUCAUCUAACAUUUUGAUACUUAACACAUUGAGUUUUUAAAAAGAGCUAGAGAAAGAAUAUGUUUGUCAUUUAAGCAGUUAAAAUAUAUCCUCAGCCUGUGUUCAGACAAAAAUCAGACAGCUCAGGGCAGAUGUUGAUUGAAUGUUUUGCAAAAAAGU
Dendronephthya gigantea is the source of this 790-nucleotide messenger RNA. Its product is annotated as DNA polymerase epsilon subunit 3-like. The transcript has 4 exons. Gene Ontology annotation, cellular component: CHRAC; epsilon DNA polymerase complex. Gene Ontology annotation, biological process: heterochromatin formation; DNA damage response; leading strand elongation. The record is from RefSeq and is a predicted model, not a curated record. Bases 148 to 618 code for a protein of 156 amino acids. NCBI's taxonomy places the organism in Eukaryota, Metazoa, Cnidaria, Anthozoa, Malacalcyonacea, Nephtheidae. Gene Ontology annotation, molecular function: protein heterodimerization activity; chromatin DNA binding.